Molecule: messenger RNA, 6656 nt
Organism: Callithrix jacchus (white-tufted-ear marmoset)
Lineage: Eukaryota; Metazoa; Chordata; Mammalia; Primates; Cebidae
Gene: ATXN3
Product: ataxin 3
Biological process (GO): protein deubiquitination
Cellular component (GO): nucleus
Molecular function (GO): cysteine-type deubiquitinase activity
Source: RefSeq, a predicted model, not a curated record
GGGGAGACUGGGGCGGACCAGGGAGGGGCGGGAUAGGCGGAGGAGAGGGGCAGGGGGCGGAGCUGGAGGGGGUGGUUCCGCGCGGGGGCCGUUGGCUCCAGACAAAUAAACAUGGAGUCCAUCUUCCACGAGAAACAAGAAGGCUCACUUUGUGCUCAGCAUUGCCUGAAUAAUUUAUUGCAAGGAGAAUAUUUUAGCCCUGUGGAGUUAUCCUCAAUUGCACAUCAGCUGGAUGAGGAAGAAAGGAUGAGAAUGGCAGAAGGAGGAGUUACUAGUGAAGAUUAUCGCACAUUUUUACAGCAGCCUUCUGGAAAUAUGGAUGACAGUGGUUUCUUCUCUAUUCAGGUUAUAAGCAAUGCCUUGAAAGUUUGGGGUUUAGAACUAAUCCUGUUCAACAGUCCCGAGUAUCAGAGGCUCAGGAUCGAUCCUAUAAAUGAAAGAUCAUUUAUAUGCAAUUAUAAGGAACACUGGUUUACAGUUAGAAAAUUAGGAAAACAGUGGUUUAACUUGAAUUCUCUCUUGACGGGUCCAGAAUUAAUAUCAGAUACAUAUCUUGCACUUUUCUUGGCUCAGUUACAACAGGAAGGUUAUUCUAUAUUUGUUGUUAAGGGUGAUCUGCCAGAUUGUGAAGCUGACCAACUUCUACAGAUGAUUAGGGUCCAACAGAUGCAUCGACCAAAACUUAUUGGAGAAGAAUUAGCACAACUAAAAGAGCAAAGAGUCCAUAAAACAGACCUGGAACGAGUGUUAGAAGCAAAUGAUGGCUCAGGAAUGUUAGAUGAAGAUGAGGAGGAUUUGCAGAGGGCUCUGGCACUAAGCCGCCAAGAAAUUGACAUGGAAGAUGAGGAAGCAGAUCUCCGCAGGGCUAUUCAGCUAAGUAUGCAAGGUAGUUCCAGAAAUAUAUCUCAAGAUAUUCCACAGACAACAGGUACAAAUCUUACUUCAGAAGAGCUUCGGAAGAGACGAGAAGCCUACUUUGAAAAACAGCAACAGCAGCAGCAGCAGCAACAGCAGCAGGAGCAGCAGCAGGAGCAGCAGCAGGGAGACCCAUCAGGACAGAGUUCACAUCCAUGUGAAAGGCCAACCACCAGUUCAGGAGCUCUUGGGAAUGAUCUAGGUGAUGCCAUGAGUGAAGAAGACAUGCUUCAGGCAGCUGUGACCAUGUCUUUAGAAACUGUCAAGAAUGAUUUGAAAGCAGAAGGAAAAAAAUAAUAUCUUUAAAAAACAAUUUAGAUAUUCAUACUUUGCAACAUUAUCCUGUGUGAUUACAGCAUAGGGUCCAUUUUGGUAUGUGUCAAAAAGAUGAGGAAAUAAGACUUUUAGUGGUUUGCAAACAAAAUGAUGGGAAAGUGGAACAAUGCGUCAGUUGUAGGACUAAAUAAUGCUCUUCCAAAUACUAGCCAAAGAGGCAUUCAGCAGUUAAAGACAUGUAAAAUAGUUUUCUAAAUGUUUCUUUUUCUUUUUUGAGUGUGCAAUAGCUAACAUGUCUAAAAUUAGGGCAUUUCUUUUCUUGGAUCUUUUUGUAGACCAGCUAAUAGGCUCUUGCCUCAGGCUUUUUCCAUAUAGUGUGUUUUCUUAUUCUCUCUUGUAGAUAAUUUGGCUCACAUCACAUAAUGGUCACUUUCAUUUCUCAUUAACCAAAUUAAUCUUUCAGGAAAGUGUCUCUAGUCUGUGUUGAUCAGAGUAAUGGUUCCAGAAGGAUGAAGUUCUCGCUUCAACUGUGUAUUGUGUGCUUGAGUGUUUCUGGUGUUAUUUUCUUUGAUCACAACUUUCCUGUUACCUGGCUUUCAUUAUUUUCCCACAACUCCUGAAAGAUGGUAAUCUUUUCUGAGGUUUAGACAUUUUGUUUGCUUUGUUUUUUAAAUUUUUUAUAGAUACAGGGUUUCACUGUGUUGGUCAGGCUGGUCUUGAACUCCUGACCUGAGGUGAUCCACCUGCCUCCACCUCCCAAAGUGCUGGGAUUACAGGCAUGAGCCACCACACCCAGCCAGGGUUGAGCGUUUUAAACCCUAUGUUGGGAUCAUUCUUUAUGACUGGUGCAUUCCUUAACUCUGAAAUCAGCCCUGCACAAGUACUUGAGAAUAAAUGAGCAUUUUAAAAAUGUGCUUUCCCAGAUGCUCUAUGAAUGUCUUUUCACUUGUGUCAAAACCUUACAUCUUUGUUGCAACCCCUUCUUCCUGCACCUCGUUACUUUUCUUCUCCAAUUGAGAAAACUAGGAAAAGCAUAGUAUGCAGGCAGGUUUCCUUCUGUUAGAAGACUGAACAUAUGUACCCACCAUGAAUGUAUGAUACAUGAAAUUUGGCCUUCAAUUUUAAUCGCAGUUUUAUUUUGUCUCCAAUGACUGGAGCUUUCUGUUCUCUUUCCGAUUGAGUCAUGGAAUAUAGGUGUCUGCUUCACAUCUUUUAGUAGGUAUAGCUUGUCAAAGAUGGUGAUCUGGAACAUGAAAGUAAUUUACUAAUGAAAAUAUGUUUAAAUUUAUACUGUGAUUUGACACUUGCAUCAUGUUUAGCUAGCUUAAGAACUGUAGAAGUCACAGUACUUAGUGGGUCUGUAAAUAAGAAAGUCCAUAGUUUUGAUAAAUAUUUUCUUUAAUGGAGAUGUACGGAGAGUUUCUUGCUGGGUCAAUAGAAUGGUAUGAUUUUGGUGAAAACCAUGUCUCUCUGAAGUUGAUGUUUUAGUUUUUGUGUUCCCCAACCCUCAUUCUCUGUCCCCUUUGGAGGCUCUUUUGAAUGUUGAAUUGUUCGUAAGCUAAUAUCCAAGAAGAAAUUUCAGCUGACAACUUAGAAAAUUAAAGUAUGGUGUAUUACUCUACUGGUGUGUGGCUGCACACAUUUUAUCAGGGAAACCUUUUUGAUUUAGAAUUUAUUGCUAACUGAAAAGAGAAGAAAAAAUAUCUUUUAUUUAUUAUUAUGAAAUAACUUUUUCUUGGAUAGAACAGAUUUUUUAAGUCAUUAUUUUGUGCCAAUCAAAGUUUUCUGAACUUUCCCUUAGACAAAAGGAUAGUUUUAUUUUAAAAUCAAAAGUUUUUCUUUAAUAGUUGAAAAUGUUUCAGAAGAAUUAUAAAACUUUUAAAACUGCUAGGGAUGUUGGAGUUUAGUACUACUCCCUCAAGAUUUAAAAAGCUAAAUAUUUUUAAGACUGAACAUUUAUGUAAUUAUUACCAGUGUGUUAGUCCUGUUUUCCAUGGAUAUUUGUUCAUUACUUUUUCCAUCGAAAAGUUACAUUAAACUUCAUACACUUGAAUUGACGAGCUACCUAAUACAAAAAUGAGAAAACCAAUAUGCAUUUUAAAGUUAGAGUUUGUAAAGUUCAUAUAUUAAAUACCCUAAAGCACUUAAGAAAAUACGGGGUGUUUGACUUUUAGUUGCUAGAGAGUUUUGUUUUGUUUUGUUUUUUGUUUGUUUGGUUUAUUUUUGAGACAGACUCUCGCUCUGUCACCCAGGCUGGAGUGCAGUGGUGCAAUCUCGGCUCACUGCAACCUCCACCUCCCGGGUUCAAGCGAUUCUCCUGCCUCAGCCUCCAGAAUAGCUGGGAUUACAGGCGCCCACCACCACGCCCAGCUGAUUAUUGUAUUUUUAGUAGAGACAGGGUUUUACCAUGUUGGCUAGGCUGGUCUUGAACUCCUGAUCUCAGGUGAUCUGCCUGCCUUGGCCUCCCAAAGUGCUGGGAUUAUAGGCGUGAGCCACUGUGCCCCGCCAACUAGAGAGUUUUUAAAGCAGAGCUGAGCACACACUGGAUAAGUUUGAAUGUGUUUGUAUAGUUUGUUGUGAAAUUGUUACAUUUAGCAGGCAGAUCCAGAAUCACUAGUGAACUGCCAUCUUGGUGGGAUUGGCUUACAUUUAAUUGAAUGUUUAGAUUCCAUUUCUUAAUUCAUCAGCCAGUAUGAAAAGAUGCCAGUGCCAAUAACCGUAGUAUGAAAAAAGCUAAAAGUUACACAAAGCUAUAGUUUAUACAUCAGAUACUGCCAUUUACUGCAAACCACCUGCAAGAAAGUCAGGAACAACUAAAUUCACAAGAACUGUCCUGCUAAGAACUGUAUUAAAGAUUUCCAUUCUGUUUUACUAAUUGGGAACAUCUUAAUGUUUAAUAUUUAAACUAUUGGUAUCAUUUUUCUAAUGUAUAAUUUGUAUUACUGGGAUCAAGUAUUUACAGUGGUGAUGCUAGUAGAAGUUUAAAUAAGCCUUGGAAAUACCACUUUCAUAUUUUCAGAUGUCAUGGAUUUAAUGAGUAAUUUAUGUUUUUAAGAUUCAGAAUAGUUAACCUCUGAUCUAAAAUCAUCAAUGUAUGUUUUUUACAGUAAUCAACAUACAAAUAUUUCAGUAAUAUAAACUGUUUGCAAAGGUUGCUGCAGGUAAACUAUACUUAAACUCUAAGAUCUUGGCCAAAUAAUUUACAAUUCACAGAAUAUUUUAUUUAAGGCGGUGCUUUUUUUUGUCCUUAAAACUUGAUUCUUCUUAAGGCUUUAUUCAUUAUGCCAAAGUUAAUGAGGGAAAAAAAAUCUCAAAACUGGUUGAGUAUCAUUAUAGACAAAACUACCAGUAGUCCAUAUUGUUUAAUAUUAAGUUGAAUAAAAUAAAUUUUAUUCCAGUCAGAGCCUAAGUCACGUUUUGAAUGUCUGAAAUUGACACUAUUUUUAAAAUCAUGCUAGUGCCGGCUGGGUGUGGUGGCUCACACCUGUAAUCCCAGCACUUUGGGAGGUUGAGGCAGGUGGAUCAUGAGGUCAGGAGUUUAAGACCAGCCUGGCCAAGAUGAUGAAACCCUAUCUCUACUAAAAAUUACAAAAAUUAGCUGGGCGAGGUGGCUGGCAUCUGUAAUCCCAGCUGCUUGGGAGGCUAAGGCAGGAGAAUUGCUUGAACCUGGGCAGCAGAGAUUCCAGUAAGCCAAGAUCCCACCACUGCACUCCAGCCUGGGCGACCAAGUGAGACUCCAUCUCAAAAAAAAAUAAAUAAAUAAAAAAGCUAGUGCCAAGAGCUACUAAAUUAUUAAAACUGGCCCACUGGACUGUACAAAUAAAAAUUCGAUUCAGCCGGGCGAGGUGGCUCACACCUGUAAUCCCAGCACUUGGGAGGCUGGGGCAGGCAGAUCCUUUGAGGCCAAGAGUUUGAGACAAGUCUGGGCAACAUGGUGAAACCUCAUCUCUACUAAAAAUAAGAAAACUAGGCAUGGUGACACACACUUGUAGUCCCAGCUACUCAGGAGGCUGAGAAUUGCUUGAACCCAGGGGGUGGAGGUUGCAGAGAGCCAAAAUCGCACCAUUGCACUCCAGCCUGGCGACAAGAGCAAGACUCCGUCUUAAAAAACAACACACACACAAACUUUACCUGGAAUCGAAGAGGCCUCUGGCCACUAUUUUCUUUUCUUUUCUUUUCUUUUUUUUUUUUUUGAGACAGAGUCUAGCUCUGUCGCCCAGGCUGGAGUGCAAUGGCACAAUCUCGGCUCACUGCAACCUCCACCUCUUGGGAUCAAGCAAUUCUCUUGCCUCAGCUUCCUGAGUAGCUGGGAUUACAGAUGCUGCCAUUACACCCAGCUAAUUUUUGUAUUUUUAGUAGAGACAGAAAUUUCACCAUGUUAGUCAGGCUGGUCUCAAACUCCUGACCUCAGGUGAUCCACCCGCCUUAGCCUCCCAAAGUGAUUAUAGUUGUAAGCCACUGCACCCAAUCUCGGGCCACUAUUUUCAAAGUGAAUUGUUUGCUGUAUCAAGGCCUUAACAAGUAUGGACAUACAUAUGUGACCCUAAUUAGGAAAUACCAGAUUGGAUUAACUAAUCAUGUCGGCCGUGUAAAUAACUUUAUUUUUCAUAUUACAAGUAAAAACUUCUUUUAAUCUUGGUCCCUUUAUAACCAGCAUCUUUUUGCUUUAAAAAAUGAGCGCCUUUGUAUUUUUUUUUAAGUCUUAAACAUAAUAAAAAUAUUUUUGUUCGAGUCUGCUUUCAUGAAUGAAGAUUACUGACAUGGUUGGUAAAUUCUAGAAUUUUGAUUUUGUUUUUUAAUUUGAAGAAAACUUUUGCUAUUUUAAUUUUUUCCAAAAUGGUCUUGCAUUGUAAGAAUUAAUGCUAAUAACCUAACUUCUAAAUUUGUGGUAAUUGGCAUGUUUAAUAGCAUAUCAAAAAACAUUUUAAGCCUGUGGAUUCAUAGACAAAGCAAUGGGAAACAUUAGUGAAAAAUAUGUAGAUAUUGCUGAUGCAUUUAGGAAGCCCUCGGUUGUCUCUUGCAUAGUUUAAGGAAUGUUUUCUGAACUUUUUUAAUGCUUUUUUUUUUGAAAGAGGAAAACAUACCUUUUAAAUGUUAUUUAUCUAAUUUCUACAACACUGGGAUAUUAGGAAUAACUUUUAAAAAAUUACUGUUCUGUAUAAGUAAAAUAUUUGAAAUUCAAGUACAGAAAAUAUCUGAAACAAAAAGCAUUGUUGUUUGGCCAUGAUAAAAGUGCACUGUGGCAGUGCCGCUUGCUCAGGACCCAGCCCUGCAGCCCUUCUGUGUGCUCCCUUGUAAGUUCAUUUGCCGUUAUUACACGCACAGGCCUUCCUGUCUGGUCCUUAGAAAAGCCGGGCUUCCAAAGCACUGUUGAACGCUGAGAAUUCUGUUGUUAAUGUGGAUGUUCAAUGAGUUGUAUUUUAAAUAUCAAAGAUUAUUAAAUAAAGAUAAUGUUUGCUUUUCUA